GGAGAAAGAGGAAGAGACAGAAGCGCCGAGAUAAAGAAGCAAAGGCCAACAAACAGGAGGCAGAAGAAGAGAGAUGGCUCACAGAAAAAACAAUGGAAGCAAAAUCUUCAUGACAGUGCUGUAUAUGGUGGCAGCGUGCAGGGCCGUCGCCAUCAACGACCUGCUGGACCGAGCCUCUGAGCGCUCCGACAUACUGCACUCCCUCAGCACCACCCUCAGCCAUGACCUGGAUUCUCAAUUCCCUCCUAUAGGCCGGGUGAUCAUGCCCCGCCCCUCAAUGUGCCACACCGCCUCUCUGCAGACACCCAUUGACAAGUACCAGGCUCUUCAAGUAUCAGAGUCAGACCUGUUGUCAUUGGCUCGCUCCUUGCUCCAAGCCUGGGAAGACCCCCUGGCGGUCCUCUCCACCUCUGCUAACACCCUGCCUCACCCGGCCCAGAGCAGCAUAUCCAACAAGAUCCAGGAGCUGCAGGAGCACUCCAAGAACCUGGGAGACGGCCUGGACAUCCUAUCUGGCAAGAUGGGUCCGGCGGCUCAGACCAUCGCCUCGCUGCCCUACAGAGGAGGCAAUGACAUCGGCGAGGACAGGAUUUCCAAAUUGAUCAACUUCAAUUUCCUGUUGUCCUGUUUCCGCCGCGACUCCCACAAGAUCGACAGCUUCCUGAAAAUCCUGCGCUGCCGGGCAGCAAAAAUGCAACCGGAGAUGUGCUGAAGAGUGAGGCGGCCGGCAUGAUUUUUCUCAAAGCUUGUACUGACCUACCAACUAUAUUAACAUUAGCACACUUUGAAUCUGCUGUAUUAUCCUAAUUACUAGUUGGCAUUCUGAGCUUCCAGAAGGUGAAGAGAAGGAGGAGUUACAUGGCACACACAGGAAAUCCUAUUUUGAAACACUUUUUUAGUCAUAUAAUGGCGUUUUAGCUCUUAUUGAUUUUGAUAGAAACAUUUCCCUUGUAUAUUUGGCAAAGAAGGGCAAAAGUUGUACUUCCUAAACAGCUUCCUUUCAGACUUAAAAGGUCAAAAGGUUAAAACAGGUUAAGACAUUUCAGGUAUGGGGUAAACCUAACAGCUUCUACUGUUGUCCAGUCUUGCUAAUGUGGACAAAGCACGGAUCAGACACAGAUGUUUCCAGCUGGUCUGGCAUUUUGGACUGACCUUAUUGAUGUCACAAACGACACAUUCUCACUCCCAGCGCAUCAAAAAA
Sander lucioperca (pikeperch) is the source of this 1201-nucleotide messenger RNA. RefSeq names its product prolactin (gene prl). Gene Ontology annotation, cellular component: extracellular region. The record is from RefSeq and is a predicted model, not a curated record. NCBI's taxonomy places the organism in Eukaryota, Metazoa, Chordata, Actinopteri, Perciformes, Percidae. The transcript is spliced from 5 exons. Gene Ontology annotation, molecular function: hormone activity. Gene Ontology annotation, biological process: positive regulation of cell population proliferation; positive regulation of receptor signaling pathway via JAK-STAT; response to nutrient levels. The coding region runs from base 74 to 712 and encodes 212 amino acids.